CUAGGUACCAUUUUUAUAUUUUUUUUGUGUGUUGCAGAUUUUCAGAUUUCUGUGGGGCACCAACUAAACCCUGUUUAGACAAGGGGCUGCAUCCCUGCAUAGAAUAGUUUCCAGUGCUCCUAUAGCAAUAAAUAAGAAGGAAGUUAUUCUUUCUUAUGGCAACAGCUCUUCUAGGGUAACUUUAGUAGGUUCUAAAGUUAUUAUGGUAUAUUUUCUUGUCUAUUAAACUAUUUGUAACAAAAACAGAAUGCAGGCAUCUAUUAGUCCCAAAAUGCUGCAACACCAGGAGCUCUAUAGAUCUGCCAGAGAAAGAACUCCUCCCUGGAAAGAAAAAUUCCGCAAUCAAUGUAUGCAGCGAGUCCGUUCAUCCAGAGCUCGGCUGCUGGAUAAGUUCCGCAAGUGUGCAUUGUCAGAUUCCCCAAUGAAGCCUUCAGCCAUGGACCAUCAUCAGCUGGCACUGGCCCUCAUGGAGGGAGAGUGGGAUGGAGGAGUUCCUCUCCAUCAUCACUUGAAGCAUGGAAGUGAUGAGGAGCAAGAGGCUCUGUUGGAGAUCCUGGAGGAGAUUCAGGCUGAAAUGAAGCUUUACAGUGAGCAGCUAGCUGAGGAUGUGGCUCGCUUUGAGGAGGCUGACAUGGCCCAGCUGGUGAGCAAGUGUCAAGAGCCUGAAGUGAUUUGUCCCGUGUGUCAGGUGCGCCCGCUGCUCCAUGUCUCUCAAGACGAGCUGUCUUGCUUCUGCGGCUUGCGACUGCGCGGUGUCUCACUCUCCGCUGUCCAGUCGAGCAUCGAGUCGACGCUUCUCCUUCACGGGGCUGAGUGUCAACAUCCGCUUGCAUUUGCGUCAACUUGCGUGCCGGUAGCGCCCUCCGCCACUGCUGACGUGGUGUCGACAUGUCUCCCCAACACGAAUAUCCUCGUCACAUGCGCCUGCUGUGAAUGGAUGUCUUUCUUACUUUAGUCUAGGCAUAUGUUGUGUCGCUUGGACUAGGAGUAAGUUAUUUAAUAAUUUUUUUAACAACGAGUCUCCUUAUACAUGUGUGUCAUGUGUUCGCGCAUUCCACUCUAAUCUCUACCACAUUGUGUUCGUACAUAAUUAGGAGAGAUACCUAUGUAGAAAAGAAACUUUUGAAUGAUGAAUUGGCGUGUAACCACGUCAGGUAGACGAUAUUUUAGCAUUAAGGCUGUAGAAAAAGCAAGGCUUCUCGAAGUCACCGUGUGCUGUGACUUUUUGUACAUCAUUUAUUUGUAUCUGUGUCACGAACUUCUCAAUUUGACUAGGAUUUUCACCCAGCUUUAAUACUAAAGUCUUCUCAUUUUAGAGUCUAAAACAUCAAUAUGAGCUCCAAUGUGCUAGAAUCUUGAUGCAAUGUGUCGCUCUUUCAUUCCAAGGGAUUAAAAAACUACUUUUUAAUAUUUAAAUUUGCUCCAUUUCUGAAAAAUUAGAAAUAGUGUAACCAAGAUAACACCAAGCCGAGUUGAUGGUAUAUCGAUGAAGAGGUCUUUUCAGCUACUUAAUUUUUUAUCAUUCGUUUUCACCAUUGAGUAUUCAUUCAUUUCCACACCUUAGUAUUUGCUGGGCCUCUUUAGGCAAACUGACAGGUAGGUACUUAACAUAAGGGAGGUAUUUCAAUGAAAUAAAUACUGAUUAUCAUACCUAUUUUAAAAAUACGGACGUUUUUUACAAUACACUUUGACGCUUCAUAUUGAUAUCCUCUCUAUUUUAGUAUAAGAGCCUGCAUAAGAAAUUUCAGCAUAAGAACCUGCAUCAAGUGAGAUUUCGGUGCCUAGUGUUGCGCGUACUGACGAGUUAUCCUCAAAUUGGCGGUGUUUGACGCUGGUCAGUAUAACUUUCCUUCCACCUGUCUAGCAGUUACUGGCAUAAUUUUUCUACGAACUAAUUUUCUUAAGCUCUGGAUUAAUUUUUUGUCUUCUUAUAUUCAAGGAAAAACUAGUAAGACUUGUUUUGUGUAAGCUUUUUUCUCGCGCUCAUUGUAUAGUAUCGAUAGCUUCCAGCGAAAGCGUUCUGGUACAAAUCUGUAAGUGCUGUGAUGGCAUAUUUGUGAAGGCUGUUCUGUUUUAUUUUGCCUUGAUCACAAAGGCAGAUUAGACGUUUCAGACCACGAGAUGUUGUGUAGAAAUAAUAAAGAAUAAUGUUUUGAA
Hyalella azteca is the source of this 2157-nucleotide messenger RNA. It is a transcript of the gene Ripalpha, whose product is annotated as RPA-interacting protein B. Lineage: Eukaryota; Metazoa; Arthropoda; Malacostraca; Amphipoda; Hyalellidae. The transcript has 6 exons. The coding region runs from base 248 to 955 and encodes 235 amino acids. Gene Ontology annotation, cellular component: nucleus. The record is from RefSeq and is a predicted model, not a curated record. Gene Ontology annotation, biological process: protein import into nucleus.